This is a messenger RNA of Linum trigynum, 2720 nucleotides long. Lineage: Eukaryota; Viridiplantae; Streptophyta; Magnoliopsida; Malpighiales; Linaceae. The record is from the annotation of a GenBank genome assembly.
AAAUUAACUACCUCUAAUUAUGUUCAGUAUACUGGUCAAAUUCGGGUCUCUAGGUUUAGAGAUAUUUGUUCAAAUGUUCGGAGCAUGAGCUUUUAAUAUGAGAGAAUUCGUAUCAACCAACACAUGAGGCUAUUAUGUACGUAUAAGUUGACAUGCAGACAAAAAGUAAUGAUCGUGAUAAAAAAAAUAUUAGAGGAUACACCACUAUAUCUUUUGUUAAGUUUAGAUGUUGAUCGAAAAUCAUUGAGUUUGUCUGUCGACAAGCUAAAACAAUAUGAUGAGAAAUCAUAAUAACUUUUUAUAUUAUAUUAAUUUACCUAGACUGCCCUUGUUGUAUAUGAUUUAAUUAUCUUAUAGUUGUACUUGUACGUGGUUUAAUCAUGAAGCUUAAGCCCAAAUUAAGAUCGUAUUACAGUUGACCGUUGAGUAAUCCAAGCUCAAAAUCCGGCGGAAACCAUCUUGUCCUAUCCUGUCCCGUUCGGCGGUUGUUCUGCGCCGCCGCUUCUCCGGCCGCGCCACUUACCUGCCGUCGCUAAAAGCAAGCUAAAGUUCCCAAAUUCCACCGCUACGCAAAAGUUCUUUGCUUUCUUAACAGUUUCCAUUUCCUGCCUAAUCAGUGAAUUUCCUUUUAAUCAGUGAAUGAAUUAUUUAACUCGGAUUUUACUCCACUUCCAGACCAAAAUACCAUCGUCCAUGAAACCGUACCGGGUAAAAGUCAGUGGUAUGAUAUUUUAUGGUAAAACCGUUUACCGUAGUUGAAUCGUUAGACCGUUAAAUACUGCGUAUCGAUUUAGCUUCCGAUACUGAUAUUUCGUGGUUGAACCGUCAGUACGAUACGGUUUAAUGGAACAUGCAAAAUACUGAACACGUUGGACUAAACCCUAAAAGCUUCCAACUUUCCGCCAAUGGCGUCGUCUACUCGCCUCUCCCAGCCGCCGGCUUUCUCCAAAGCCCUAUCUCACCCUCUUGCUCGAGACCCAUUCCUCAAAAUCACUUCUUUACCACUGAGAUUCAAUCGACAGCUCUCCCGCCACUCCCUUUCUCUUCGCGCCGUCAUUUCCCAAAACCCUGCCAAAACGACUUCGUCACAGACCAAUCAGUUUGAGCACUGUUUCAGCAAAUCCUCCGAUGGGUUCCUCCAAUGUGAGAACGUCAAGGUCCAGGAUAUCAUGGAAAGUGUGGAGAGGAGGCCUUUCUAUUUGUACAGCAAGCCUCAGAUUACUAGGAAUGUGGAGGCGUACAAGGAUGCCCUGCAGGGAAUGAGUUCUAUUAUUGGAUAUGCUAUCAAGGCCAAUAAUAACUUGAAGAUUUUGGAGCAUUUGAGGUCGUUGGGUUGUGGCGCUGUUCUGGUUAGUGGGAAUGAGCUGAGAUUGGCUCUCAGGGCUGGGUUUGAUCCUACCAAGUGUAUAUUUAACGGAAAUGGAAAGCUGUUGGAGGAUUUGGUAUUGGCUGCUCAAGAAGGUGUCUUUGUUAAUAUAGACAGUGAAUUUGAUUUGGAAAAUAUUGUCGCAGCUUCUAGGAUUGCCGGUAAGAAGGUUAAUGUCUUGCUACGCAUCAAUCCUGAUGUGGAUCCUCAGGUACAUGCGUAUGUUGCCACUGGGAACAAGAACUCGAAGUUUGGUAUCAGAAAUGAGAAGCUGCAAUGGUUUCUGGAUGCUGUUAAGGCACACCCAGAUGAGCUUAAGCUUGUUGGCGCCCACUGCCAUCUCGGGUCAACAAUUACCAAGGUGGACAUUUUUAGGGAUGCUGCCGUUCUUAUGGUCAACUACAUUGAUGAAAUUCGUUCUCAAGGCUUUGAAGUCGAUUACCUAAACAUUGGAGGUGGUUUGGGCAUAGAUUACUAUCACUCUGGUGCAGUCCUGCCCAAGCCGAUGAAUCUCAUUGACACUGUUCGUGAAUUGGUGCUGUCAAGGAAUCUCAAUCUCAUAAUUGAACCAGGGAGAUCCCUUAUUGCCAAUACCUGCUGCCUGGUAAAUAGGGUAACUGGCGUCAAGACUAAUGGAACCAAGAAUUUCGUUGUGAUAGAUGGAAGCAUGGCGGAGCUCAUCCGUCCUAGUCUGUAUGAUGCUUAUCAGCACAUAGAGCUAGUGUCUCCUCCACCACCUAAUGCAGAGGUGUCAACCUUUGACGUCGUUGGUCCCGUGUGUGAAUCAGCUGAUUUUCUGGGGAAGGAGAGGGAACUUCCUACCCCAGCCAAGGGAGCCGGGUUGGUUGUUCAUGAUGCUGGAGCUUAUUGCAUGAGCAUGGCAUCAACAUAUAAUCUCAAGAUGCGGCCUCCUGAAUACUGGGUGGAGGAAGAUGGAUCAGUAUCCAAGAUCCGACACGCAGAGACGUUUGAAGACAAUAUGCGAUUCUUCGAUGGCCUGUAAUCUUGAUCUAGCUUCAAGUCAUCAUGGAAAUGGACCGAUUAUUAUAGCUUGUAACCUUUGCAUUACCUUAAACACUUCCAAGUUCUGUAUCAGGACAAGUUUUGUAAUGUAGACCAUUUGUGUCGUCCCUAAGGUAGAGACAUGUUAUUAAACUGUCCCUAGUUAAAAAGAGUUAGCUGUUCUCAAGAAAUAAGAAGUAAACUUUGACAAAUUAAAGUCAUUCAAAAGGAUUCUCUCGUUUAGCGAGAGCUUGUGAGAGCGGCGGAAACCCUAAGUUUUCCAGGAUAAUCCAGUCGAUCGACAUAUAGCUAUUCGGUUUUCGAAACAUUGGAAUAUACUAGAGUAAGGUUU